Trichogramma pretiosum is the source of this 4213-nucleotide messenger RNA. RefSeq lists its product as uncharacterized. Gene Ontology annotation, cellular component: nucleus. Lineage: Eukaryota; Metazoa; Arthropoda; Insecta; Hymenoptera; Trichogrammatidae. The record is from RefSeq and is a predicted model, not a curated record. Gene Ontology annotation, molecular function: zinc ion binding; DNA-binding transcription factor activity, RNA polymerase II-specific; RNA polymerase II cis-regulatory region sequence-specific DNA binding. The transcript has 8 exons. Bases 307 to 3744 code for a protein of 1145 amino acids. Gene Ontology annotation, biological process: regulation of DNA-templated transcription.
AGACUGCAUUCUGCAAUUCCCAAUGCAUAUGUAUAUCAUACUUGUGUGUAUGUUAUAUUCAUAUGUCUAGCGAGCAGCAGAGCACGGCCAGCUUCGAGUUACAGUCAUAUCUAAUGUAGAUUAGCAAAUAUCAUUUUACUCGUAUUAGUUACAAUUAAAUCACCUGCGAGAUGAUAUUCGCCGCCUUUUUAAUGAUCCAGCCGAUACAGAUUUAGCAAACUCAAAGUUGCGGAGUCGUUGGUGGGAAUCGCGAUAUUCGCGCGCGUAUCCGCGACCGAGUGGUGUGUCAAGUCAGUUGUUUUCAAGAUGCCAAGAAAACGCAAACUUAGCGAUUGGAGUCGAAGGUGCCGGUUUUGUUUGAGCCUUGAGCCCAGCUCGAGUGAAUUGUUCGUUGACAAUCUCGGUGAUGCUGUCAAAGAUGUUGCCAAAUGCACUGACAUCGAGAUCAUUCAAGAGCCUUCUUAUCCAAACAAAAUAUGUUAUGCCUGCCACUACAAGUUAAAUAUGUGGACUGAAUUCAAAACUAAGUUUAUUAAUAGUCACAAAAGCAUAAUAUCAUACUUGAAUGUUAUGAAUCAAAAUGAAGAAUCUAAGAUUGAUGAAGGUGUCAUCAACUUAUCAGAAAAUGCCGCCGAAACCUCACCUGCAAAAAGUCAAUCACAUCCAUAUGAUAGUUCUACAUCUGUACGUAAAUUAACACGAUCACGUAAACAAAAACAGCAUGAGAGAUUUGCUAAACGCUGGGUUCAACGUAAAAAUGCCCUUAAAAAUGCUAGGGGUGAAAAAUCGUCAGAAAGUGAUUCAGAAGAUAAUUCGAAUUUGUCACCGAUUCAAAAAGUUCAACGUGACUUAGGAAAAAAGAAGCGCGUAGAAAAAGCUUUAAAACACCUUCAUACUGAUUUGACUGAUAAAUACAAGCUAACUUAUAUUGAUGAUGGUAAUGGAAAGCCUAUUAGAAGAACAAGAAAAGUAAGAGUUGGUGAAUCUAUUUAUCGUUGGCAAACAGUUGAAUGGUUAUCAAAAUGGAUGAACAAAAAACCUGAUGAUGAAAAACAAGCAUUAUUGGAACAAGAUGAAAGAACAAAAAUAGAAAUGAUUGAAAAAGUCAUGGGUAAAAGCAUUCAUGAGAUUGAUACAGAAUAUAUCAGAGAAUUUGAAAAAGCAAAUAACGUCCAACUAUUAGAACCAUCAGUACCAAUAGCUUCAAUGAAAUAUGUAGAUUAUGAGGAGUCUUCUAUACCAGAUAAUACAAAAAAGUAUACUUCAGAUGAUCCAGAACCAUAUGUCCCAAUGAGUUUAAAAAAAUUAAAAUUGUCAAUGUCUAAAGACAAUACAAUACCACAUAAUUCAGAUAUAAAUGAUAAACCAAAAGAAAUAGAAAAUAACCCCAAUAAUGACUUGAACAUUAUUAGUGAACAAGUGAUCGUACCAAAAAAACCACCCUUUAAACCUCAAACUGUUACUGUAGAAUUAACAAUUGGUAAUGCUACGUAUAUAGUUAAAACAAAACUAGAUUUGCCAAGUUCAAUAGAAGAAAAUUCAGUUAAUAAUAAUUUGAAAUCUAAUGGGUUAAGUGCAGCCUCUUCAGGAAAAGUUAAUGAUAAAAAUGAUGUCAUGAAUGCUGUACAAUUGCAAAGAAUAAAACCAAACGAAGAAAAUUCAAAAGAAGUAAAGCCACCUUCUGAAAAAAUGGAAUCCCAAAGAUGUUUAAAAGUUGAAGUUGAAGGUUUAGAAGCACAAGCUUUACAGCGAGUUCAACUAAGUUUGGCUAAUUUUGUAACAAACGAAAUACCUGAUCUUCUCACAAACCAAUCGUCAUCAUUAAAUAAGAAGCUAAAAAAACCUAAAUUUAGAGAUUCUUAUGAGAGUCUAGAAUAUCAGUUACGAAACAUUGUAGAAAGAGUGUUGCGGAGCAAUUAUCAAAUAGAACAAGAUUUAGCAGUUAAAAAUGAACUAACAAAAGAAUCGAUACCAUCAAAUACUACUAAUCCAAAAUUAAAUGUAUUAGAAUAUGAGUCAAGUUUAAUGCAGCCAACAGUUUUAAUAAAAAAAUUAAACAUUGAUCAGAUACAGAAAAAAUAUUCAAUAAAUAAUUUGAAAGUUCUUCAAAACAAUAAAAAAGACAAAGAUAAUAGCAGCCCUUUAAUAAAUAGAAAACCAGGUAAAAGAAAAUUAGUAAUGCCCAGAAAAUUUGACGAUUUCUCUGUCAACUUGCCACCUGGUUCUGAUGAUGAUAUUCGUAGACCAAAAAAAUCAAUACCCGAUGAUGGAUUUCGGAAACGUAGGAAGUCAAUGGCUGAAGAUAUUAAGAAAAUAAAAAAAGAAUCUCAAUCAAAUUUGAUAUUAGGAAGUCUUAUUCUAGAUCCAGAUUCAAAUAUCGAGAGUUCUAAUGAUGGUCAUGUAGAAGUUGAUACUAUUCGCAAUGUAAUAUUAUCCAACAAGGAUACUCUAUACUCAAAAUCAACAGACAAAUACUCUUCAAAAAGCUUAGAAUAUACUCAAAUUAUUGAAGCUAUGAGUCCAAUGGAAAUGUCUUCUACAGAAAUUGAAGUUUUAGAACCACUUCAAAAACCUUUACCAAGUUUCGGUCGUAUAACAAAAAGAGUAGAUAAGACAGCAAAUUCAACAACAAAAAAGCCAAAGCUGUCUAAAGAUUCAUCGCGACAUUUAUGUGGCAUUUGCAGUAAAGAAUUCUUGACAAAUGAAGCAGCACAGGUUCAUAUGAUUCAACAUGCAAAUGAUUCAAAUGUAUCAAAAACUCUUUCGCUGCCAAAGACAAUUGGAAAACCUAAAUCUGUAAAUUCAUCUACUUUAAAACCAAAUUUAACAAAAGGAUCUACUGGUAAAACGAUCAUGUCACCUAUGAGAACUAUGAACAAACAGUCACCUGUAAAUAGAAAAAUUAAUUCACCAAAAUCAUUAACAAAUGGAGAUAACAAGUCAUGUACUCUUUCAAAAAUGCAAACAAAAGCUAAGCUUAUGAGAUGUAAAAGAUGCCAAGCCAUUGUUGAAGCUAGACAUGUUAAAUCACACGUUUGCAAUUCAGUUAAAUACAAUUGUAAUCGUUGUGAAUGCAGUUUUGGUGCUGAACAUUUAUUAGUUGCUCAUCUUGAUACUCACAAAGAAAGAGCUGCUGAAGAAAGAGCUGCAGAAGAAUUAAAAAGAAAAAAAUCACAGUUAACUGAAAAGACCUCUACACAUGUUUCCUCAGAAACCGAAAUGUUUUCGUGCUUUGUUUGUGAAAAAAUAUUUGUUGACGAAGAACAAAUGAAAGACCAUUUACAAAUGCAUUGUGAUGAAACUAGUGAGGAAGGGAAUGAAAAAGGUUUUCAAUGUGCAUUUUGUUGUGAAAAGUUCCAAACCGAAGAAUCCCUGGAAACUCAUGUCGGAAAUCAUUUGUUAGAAGAUGGGGAUGAAAAAAUUAGCAUGCUGAUUAAUCCUGAAAUGAAACGAAGUGAGGAAAAAAAAGACAGUUCGAACAGUUACAAAUGUGAAUUGUGUGACGCAGAGUUUACAACGUCACAUUUCCUUUCUAUGCAUGUAGCUGAGCACGAAGAACAAGAGGAACAUAUUGCACUUGAACAAGAAUUUGUGUGCUCGGUAUGUGACGAAGUUUUUGAUUCACCUGAUGAAUUGAAUGAACACCAAGAAGUACAUACUGGUAAUUCUCAUGUCUGCAUGCUCUGCGAAAAAAUGUUUGCUACUAUUGAAGAAUUACAAGUUCACGUAUCAACUCAUCAGUAAUAAAUUGGAAUUAUUUUUCCAAACAGAUGCAGUCUUCAAUUUAUUUGAAUCAGCAUGCAUCUUAGGUUUGAUUACUCAAAAGAUAUUAAUAAAAUUAAUAAGUUACUUUUAUUCAAAAUAAAAUAUUUUAUUGGUCAUAUAAACUGCGAAACGGGCCAAAAUACGAAGUGACCUAUAAAAUUUAUUGAUAAAACAUGUAUAUUUGAAUAAAAAGUUAAAGUUUUAACUAUAGAUGUGUAUAGUAUAUCUGAAAUAAGUCAAAAACAAAGUGUAACAUUUGAAUUGAAUAUUUAGUAAGUGAAACAGUUGUCCAAAGUCAAGAUAUUUUAUGUAAAAUAUUGCUGAUAAAUGUAUAUUUUUAUUUUCUUACUAUAGUGGUCGAUUCUUUGUACAAAAACUUACAUUAUUAUAGUAAAUCUAAUAAACUAGUAAUAUAUUAGUUCACGAUUGUAACUAAUAUAAAAAUAAA